This is a messenger RNA of Pseudovirgaria hyperparasitica, 1604 nucleotides long. RefSeq lists its product as uncharacterized. Lineage: Eukaryota; Fungi; Ascomycota; Dothideomycetes; Acrospermales; Acrospermaceae. The transcript has a single exon. The record is from RefSeq and is a predicted model, not a curated record. The coding region runs from base 144 to 1568 and encodes 474 amino acids.
CCGUACCAGUGAUGUAGUGGUGCAUUGUGUUGUUCCAUGUUUUGUCACCGCAACUGCCCGGCGUCACGUGGAACUGCGCUCUGAACUCGCGCUCUGAAUCACUUUCCAUAUAUAUAAACACCCGUUUUCACUCGCCCUGGUGAAUGACCGACCCCUAUCGAUCACGUUUCUCUCCUCCUUCCGGUACAAUGUCACUUGAGACUCCCAAAACGUAUCACUCCAUUCGACUGGAGUCGCGGCCGCCUGGUUGGAAACACGGCAGCCACUUCGAUCCUCCUCUCUCUCACCUGCCUUCCACCUACACUGCGCCCAACACUAUUCAAAUGCCAUCCAAGGCCACUGCUGACAUGUAUCCUCUUGACUCUACGUUCGACUUGACGUCUGUCGAUCAGAUCGCAACUCUGAAGGUCUCUCAAGAAGAUUGGGACAAAUCCAUCCUCAGCAUCCCCCCUGCGGAGCCAAGAUAUCUCUCCAGAGUCCCAAUCAUGCAGUCGACCUCCAUUGACGGCCUCGAACACUUCCCUCCGAACCUCGCCGCCCAUCUCCUAUGUUUCCGCGCUGACCCCAAGAACCACGCCCUCGAAGCAACAGACUUCUACUUCCAAACCACAAUAUCCUCCGACCUCACCUCCAACACCGUACGCCCAAUGGGAUUCCAAAUGAGCCUCAAAGCUCUGCGCUCCCAGUUCUGGGCCGACCACCGCCCAAUCCCGCUCUCCAAGAAAGACUCGUGGACCAACCAAGACUCCGACAUCGCCGCGGGCACCUCCAUGUACGUCGAAUGGUGCGCUUACACCAAACACAUUACCUGCAUUCAGCGCGAAUGGUGCCUCGAUCCCACGCCCAUCACGCAAGAAAACUACGCCUGGGUACAGCUGGCCCUUUGGCUCCAGAAGGGCUGGCAUCGGAUCGUGUACACCCUCAGCGACGAGGCGAAGCAGCUCAUUGCCCAGCACGUAUACGCUCGGAAACAUGGCGGUGUGCUGAAGCCCGAGGAGGGCAACUUGUUGGAGUUUAUGAACGCAGGUGUUUUCGGCCCGUCGAUGGCGUCGGAUAAGCAGGCUGUCGCUGCGAGCAGCUCGAAGGAUUUCGCAGACCAGGUCGCCAAACGCACGCCCGUCACGCUCGAUCCGACGAAGAUGCAGCUGCAUCAGCAUCAGCAUCAGCAUCAGCAUCAGCACAAGACCCAGACCCAGCACGGAAAAUCCAACAUAGCCCUGAACAGAGCCCGAGCACAAUCCGCAGCAGACAUGCACAAGCUCUGGGCCUCCCGAGGCAUCGUCCCCCUCCAGCCAUCCCAGCCCCUCCAUCCAUACAUCCAACUCAUCCAAAACACCGCGUCUCAAAACAAGAAAGAGGAGGCAAUCACACAAGCAGCAAGGCCAUCGCAACCCCCGAUCCCUCCCCCCGACGCCAUGGACAUAUGCCCCCUCCCUUCCUCGAGCGUCGGUGGAUCCGCAGAUAAGGAGAAUGAGGGCCCGUUCCGGAAGGGCGCGAACGCGGGUGAGACGCUGAUGGAUUCGCCGCUGCGCCUUUAUCCGGCGCCGCCGCCGCUGCCGCCGCGAUGAGGGGUUUGGGGGGGCUAAGGGGUGGUCAUAUGCUGA